AUGGGUGGAUCUAUGUCAAGAAUAGUCCCGGGAUUAUACAUAGGUGGAGUAGCUAGUGCUCAAUCCAAAAGCCAAUUAGAGGAAAACGGCAUUACUCAUGUCUGCAGCGUUCUGCACUACAAUUUCAAGUGUCCUUCCAGAAAUCAGUUAAUGCUUCGGGUCGAUGACGAUGCAAAAGAAAAUAUAGCUAAGUAUUUUAGAGAUUCGACAUUUUUCAUUCACGAGGCCAGAGUUUGUGAUGGUGCUGUACUGGUUCAUUGCGCUUGUGGUGUUUCUCGUAGUGUGACUAUAACCUUGGCCUAUCUGAUGACCGUAACAAAUAUGCCCCUACCAAAGCUUGUUAGAGCGGUUGUUGGUGCAAGACCAUGCGCUUGCCCGAAUAGUGGAUUUUUGGUAAGUUGA
This is a messenger RNA of Schistosoma turkestanicum, 402 nucleotides long. NCBI's taxonomy places the organism in Eukaryota, Metazoa, Platyhelminthes, Trematoda, Strigeidida, Schistosomatidae. The record is from the annotation of a GenBank genome assembly.